GGUGUUUUCUGUCUGUUUCUGUUCUGACCUGAGACCUGACUAUUAUUUUUUGUAUACUUAAGCGUAUACACGUGUGUGGUGGAAUUGUAAUCUGUUUAAAAAAAUAGAACCUAAUUUUAAGAUGGCGAAUGUUAAUGGUUCUACCAACCCUGACAGUCAGAAUAAUGAAGAGACAAAAGUAAAUGAGGAGGUCAAUGAAAACGGGAGUGAUACCAACAAGGAAGGAACCCCUGCAAAGGAAAGUGCUGCAGAUGUUAAAGCAGAAGUUAUAUUAAAUCCAGAACUGCGGGCUAAAAAAAUCAAAAGACAAAUCGAGUAUUAUUUUGGUGACUUCAAUCUUCCCUCUGACAAAUUUCUGAGAGAAGAGGUGAAGCAGAAGGAUGGUUGGGUAGCUCUUGAGACGAUGCUCAAGUUCAAAAGGUUGGCAUCUCUUACCCAAGAUCCAGCUGUCAUUGUGGAAGCACUGACUGGUUCAGAACUUGUGCAGAUCAGUGAGGACAAGACGGAGGUGAGAAGAAACCCUGACAAGCCAUUGCCAGAAGAAAGUGAAGCUAGACGCAAAGAGAUAUUGGAACGAACAGUCUAUGUGAAGGGGUUCCCAGAGGAGGGUUUUACCAUUGACAAUGCACUCGACUACUUUGAGGCCCCAAAGCAGAACAACGAGCGACGCUGCGACAUUGUCGCGGACACGAAACGCCGAGAAACGCGGGCCUGCGGACACAUUUACGGAGUCAUAACGACGAUCGCGCCGUGGCCGCGAUUAUUGGACCGACGAUCGCACCGUGACCGCUUGCGGACACAUUUUGAGGUUUUCACAGGCCGUUGCAGACACGUAGGAACCAUUCUGCUUUGGGGCUUUGAGGAGUUUGGACCUACUGAUGACGUUGUGUUAAGAUUCUGGCAAGACAAAGCCACCAAGACAUGGAAGUUCAAGGGGUCGGUAUUUGUAAAGUUUCCAUCUCGAGAGGCCGCAUCAGCUUUUUUAGCUAGAGAGGAUGUCAAAUACGGUGAUGAGGUGCUUAUCAAGAUGUUCCAAGAAGAGUACAUCGAACAGAAACGAAAAGAACGACUUGAACUGAAAGAACAAAAGAUGUUGAAGCGAAAGAGGCCAGAAUCCGAAAUGGAGGAUAAGGCAGAUGAGAAGGGACUUCCCAAGAACGCGACUCUUCAUAUGACCAAGAUCCCAGAGGGGCUGGUUCGGGAGACAGUGAAAGAACAACUUGAGGGAUUAGGCAUAUCUGUGGCGUUUAUAGACUACAACAAGGGCGAUUCUGAGGGGUGGAUAAGACUGUUUGAGGAGGGCAGUGCUGAGAAGGUUAUGAAGGAGUGUGAGGAUGGCAUUUUGAAGCUCAAGGAUGGACAGGAAGUGACGUUAAAACCUCUGGAAGGGGAGGAGGAAGAGAAGUUCUUAGAGUCUGCCCGCAAAUCCAUCCUGGACCGUCGAUCUAAACAUAACAAGCCAGGCAGAGGACGACGUGGGGGAGGUAGAGGCAGGGGCCGAGGUGGUUGGGGCAGAGGAAGAAGACAUGAUAGUUCGGGUGAACCUCAGGCUAAAGGAGUCAAAACAACGUUUGAUGAUGAUGACUAAACUACCUGACCAACAGAAACAGUUUUUAAUGAUAUCCAGUAAUUAUAGUUUGUAAAUUAUUUGCAUUAGAACUCCACUAGUUUACAGAUCUCACAUUAUGAUGAGAAAUUGUUACAUUUGGCUUGCCCUACUAUGAUUUCGUAGUUGAAUAUUUUAGUUUCUAAGAAAAGAACCCAACCUUGUUAAAACUUUUUGUUAGCUAAACAAACUGGAUGUUCAUUUUUUUAAAUUAUUGUGACUGAUGUUUUUUUUUUAUGAUUUUAACAACUUCAAGUAAUUAGUAUUUGUGCUGUUUACUGUAAAUAUUCGUGGAAUGGUGUUUGUAUGAAAGAUGUAUGUUGAUAAUGAUGAAAGUUAUCAAAGAAAUAAUAUCUUUUAUUUAUUUGA
Molecule: messenger RNA, 1975 nt
Organism: Macrosteles quadrilineatus (aster leafhopper)
Lineage: Eukaryota; Metazoa; Arthropoda; Insecta; Hemiptera; Cicadellidae
Product: la protein homolog
Exons: 11
Coding region: 122-1588 (488 amino acids)
Biological process (GO): RNA processing; positive regulation of translation
Cellular component (GO): nucleus; ribonucleoprotein complex; cytosol
Molecular function (GO): RNA binding
Source: RefSeq, a predicted model, not a curated record